Messenger RNA from Fusarium pseudograminearum CS3096, 918 nucleotides. RefSeq lists its product as uncharacterized. Gene Ontology annotation, molecular function: histidinol-phosphatase activity. Gene Ontology annotation, biological process: L-histidine biosynthetic process. The record is from RefSeq and is a predicted model, not a curated record. The coding region runs from base 1 to 918 and encodes 305 amino acids. Gene Ontology annotation, cellular component: cytoplasm. The transcript has 3 exons. Lineage: Eukaryota; Fungi; Ascomycota; Sordariomycetes; Hypocreales; Nectriaceae.
AUGCACUCCCACUCGGGCGAGUUCUGCCCGGGCCAUGCCAAAGAUCAACUCGAGGAGAUUGUAAAGCAAGCUGUCUCUGUUGGUUACAAGACCAUUGGUUUCACAGAGCAUAUGCCGAGAUACGACUUGCGUGAUCUGUAUCCUGAAGAGCUCGAAAACCCUCAGGCCGCGUUGGAGGCCCUCCCACCUCGCCAUGAGUCAUAUCUCGUCGAGGCACAGCGUCUACGGCACAAGUAUGCCUCGCAGAUUCACGUCCUCAUUGGCUUUGAAGCCGAAUUCAUCCGGUCUAGCUGCGCAACACAUGUUCGCAGACUGGCAGAGCACCCCAUCGUCGACUACUUCAUUGGCUCAGUGCACUACGUCCACAACAUGCCAAUUGACUAUUCCAAGGAGAUUUUCCUGACUGCGCAGGGAAAAAGCAGCCGGGGGACGGAAGAGUCACUUUACGAAGAUUACUACGAUCUACAGUAUGAGAUGCUCACGGAGCUCAAGCCACGAGUAGUGGGCCAUUUUGAUCUCAUUAGAUUAAUGAGUGAAGAUCCUGAAAGGGAUCUCAGGCAGUGGAAGGGCGUUUGGGACCGCGUGUUGAGGAACUUGACACUUGCAAAGGAGCAGGAUGGCUGGCUUGAGGUCAACAGUGCUGCGUUGCGAAAGGGUCUCGCAGAGCCGUACCCCGGUAGGCAAAUUGCUGAGGAAUGGAUCAAAAUGGGCGGCAAGUUUACGUUCUCAGACGACAGUCAUGGUAUCGCUCAAGUCGCUACCAACUACGCUCGCACAGUCACUUAUCUUGAGAGCCUGGGCGUCAAGGAAGUGUGGACUCUAAAGAGGUCAUCCCACACCUGCAUUAAGGGGUCAGAGAAAGCGGUCGUCGAAGAAGUCAGUGUGUCUUUGAGCGAGUUCCGCAAGAACUUCCCAUAA